AUGAUUCGAAAGACAUACGGGGUUUCUACUUCCGCCAUUAAAGAUCCAGCUUUAAAGGCGAAACCCUCUACCGGUACGAAUGUAAACGAGGGGAUCUCAGAGUCCCCUUUGUCGGUUUCUGCUUCGAAAGCAUCUCUUCAGGCUUCAAAUACUGAUGAGGUUGAUGCGGAUUCUUUGAGUGUUUCUCGGACGCUAGGUGAGAAAGACACAACUCAAGACUGCCCUUCAGAAAGUGCUAAAGACACUGAAAAUGAGGUAAAGAAAGGAGAUGAUUCUCAAGCCCCAUGGGCUGGGCUUUUCAAAGCGAAUAGAAACCAAAGUAAGGGGAUUACUCUCAGAACCUUGGAGAAUCAGCCUGAAGAGCUAGAACUUGAGCAGCAAGAGCUGGAUGCGGUGGAAUCUGCAUGGGGUGCUUGCCUUGUUGGUUAUUUUGCAGGACGGUUCCCAGGUAAGGUCGCUCUUUUGAAACUGUGUGAUUCAUGGGACGUAAAAUAUAAGUAUCUUGUUCACUCAAGUGGUUGGUUAAUUUUUAAAUUUGAGAAUGAUCGAGAUAGGGACGAGUUUAUAGCAGGAGGCCCCUAUUUGGUUUUUGGAUGGCCAUUAAUGCUGAAGACUAUGCCCCAAGAUUUCGAAUUUGAUGAUAAAGAGCUCACAGCAACGAAAGAACGUGUGUCCUAUGCAAGAGUUAUGGUGGAAAUUGAUGCUUCCAGGCUGCUUGUUCGAGAUGUGAGAAUGAAAUUUCCAUCUGGAAAAGUGAGAGAGCAGCAGGUUCUCUAUGAGUUUGAACCUAAAUACUGCUCGGCAUGCAAAGUUUUUGGGCACUCUAUUACAGGAUGUAGGUUUAAGAAGGAUGUUUGUCCAGCGAAUGAUAAAGGGGCUCAAGCCGUUGGGGUAGUUGACAAGGCUCACGAUCCUCAAACGCCUCCAGUGGUGGAAAAGUCGGACCAGGAGAUUGGUCCCACAGAGCCGGCCCAACCGUCAAAGAUUGAUCGGGAGAGUUUAAAGGAGGGUAAGGAUAUUGGGGCGUCUACCCAGGCUGGUAGUCAGCAAGUGGAAGAGUCCAUGGGUCCCUCUCAUCAAAAGACCCAAGAGGUGGGUCAGAAAGAUAGCCUGCAGGAUGAGAUAGCAUCCCAUAAAUCUUCUCUGACAAAGGAGAAGGAUAUUGAAGCUCAAGAUAGCCGAGAGGAGGAUCAGUUUCAGAUUGUUAGUAGGAAAAAAAAAAAGGCUUUAUGGAGAAGGUUCCAAGCAAGGGAGGCCCAGGGGAAGAUUUUGGACCCAAAUCUAAAAGCAGGAAGGAUGGCAAAGGGCGCAAGGACAAGGCUGUUCUUGCAGAGAAGUCAAUCCCAGUCAUUUGGUUGUUUCUUCACUUGGACUAACAACGUGGUCUGGAGCAAAUUGGAUAGGACCAUGGUUAAUAGUGAUUGGAUGCUUUCGGGUUUUCAAAGUGUGGCCAACUUCUUGCCGUCUGGAUGCUUGUCAGAUCAUUCUCCCAUUAUUGUUUCUGUGUUCAACAGUGUUUUGGAAAAAAGGAAGCCAUUUUGGUUCCUCAACCUGUGGGCUGGAUUUGUGGGAGUUAAUGAUUUGGUGGACAUGGUUUGGAAUCAAAGUAUUCCGAGAUCCAAACAAUUUGUGCUAUGUAGAAAAUUGAAAAUAUUAAAAGCUCAUUUUAAAUCCCUUAAUAGGCAGCACUUUUCCAAUAUUUCUGAAAGAGCGAAGCAGGCAGUUCAUGAAUUGAAGAUGGCCCAGCUGGAGCUCCAUGAUCUCCCUAAGGAUGCUGUCUUGCAAUCACAAGUGUCUAAGCUGAGAAAGGAGGCUAUGUUUCUGUCUGAAGCGGAGAGACAAUUUUAUUCUCAGAUUGUUAAAUGCUCCUAUUUGAUGAAUAGCGAUAAAUGCACAAAGCUAUUUCAUGCCUUGGCGAGGCGAAAUGCUAACAAAAUUUUCAUUGCUUCAGUUUGGAAGCAAGAUGGGGAGGUUACCACUUCUCAGUGCCAGGUUGAAGAGGAAUUCAUCAGAUAUUUUCAAAGUUUAUUAGGUACUUCAUCUAGGAACGAGCCCAUUGAUCCUGAGGUGUUAUCUUCUGGUCCUAUGGUCUCUGCCCAGCAAGCUCACGAUCUCAUUAAAAAUGUUACUAGGGAGGAGAUUAAAGAGAGCUUUAUUUGCUUUUGUGAGGCCAUUGAAGAAUUUUUUGGGUCAUCCUCUCUCUUAAAGCAGAUUAAUCAUGCAUCUAUAGCCCUCAUUCCUAAGUCCUCGCAUGCUUCAGAGGUGCAAGAUUUUCGGCCUAUCUCAUGCUAUAAUGUCACUUACAAGGUGAUUUCAAAAAUUUUAGUGGCUCGGUUGGCGCAUGUUCUCCCUUGUUUGGUUAAUCAAGCCCAAUCAGCAUUUGUGAAAGGUCUUAGAUUUCCCUCUAAUUUUAUUGGCUGGAUUAUGGAAUGCAUAUCAUCCCCUUCCUUCUCCCUUCUCGUUAAUGGCGGGUCUCUCAAGUUCGUUACGGAAAAUUCUGAAUUUAAUUAUCAUCCCAAAUGUGCCAGUUUAAAGAUAACUCAUUUGGCCUUUGCUGAUGACUUGAUGUUAUUGGCGAGGGGAGACGUUACUUCGGUCAAAAUUAUUAUUGACUGUCUGGACAAGUUCACUGCCACCUCGGGGCUUAAUAUUAAUGAGCUCAAGUCAUUUAUGUUCUCAGCAGGUAUUUCAUGUGAUGAGCUUGCGGAGAUUCAAAGGGUGACGAGGUUCCCUCCAGGAUGUAUGCCAUUUCGUUAUCUAGGCAUCCCGUUGGCUGCGGAGAAGCUUAAAAUUAUUCAUUUUGCCCCUUUUACAGAAAAGAUUGCUGAUUAUAUUAAAGCUUGGAAAUGUGCUCCUAUGUCAUAUGCGGGUAGAGCAGAAUUAACAAAAUCUGUUUUGCAGGGUGUAGAGUGCUUUUGGCUAUCUGUGUUGCCCAUUCCAGCUGGUGUUAUUGAUAAGAUUUAUAGGCUCUGUCGUGGCUUCCUCUGGAAUUCCCAUCAUCCGUUAGUGGCAUGGAAGGAGGUCUGUCAUGCUAAAAAUGAAGGUGGUCUUGGGUUUAAAGACCUUAAAAGCUGGAAUAUGGCGCUAAUGUCUAAAACUCUCUGGAAUAUUCAGAAGAAAAGGGAUGCUUUAUGGAUUCGGUGGGUUCAGCCCUGUUAUCUUGGCAAUGGUAAUAUCUGGGACAGAUCGGUGAAAAAGGAGGAUUCUGUUAGGCUAGUUUGUAUGCGUACGAAUCGCGCAAGUAAUAUAAUGAAUGAAUAA
This is a messenger RNA of Diospyros lotus (date-plum), 3261 nucleotides long. RefSeq lists its product as uncharacterized. The record is from RefSeq and is a predicted model, not a curated record. The transcript has 6 exons. NCBI's taxonomy places the organism in Eukaryota, Viridiplantae, Streptophyta, Magnoliopsida, Ericales, Ebenaceae. Bases 1 to 3261 code for a protein of 1086 amino acids.